CACCGCAGCCACCACUGCGAGUACGUUGCAAACCAAAACAAUGCUCGAUGCUUGUGACUGAGUGCGCCUGUAAUGCGUCUCUCUCUCUGCGUCCAAACUCGCUGCGCAGCGGGAACUGAAAGGAAGGAAGGAAGGAAGGAGGAACGGCAAGAAAAUCCCCCCAACUGAAGGGGGAUUCCCACCUCAAGACGCGUCCUGUGUAAACGAAACAUGGCAAAACAAAGCAAAGCCUUUUUUUGCGCCACGACAGUGCACCUACCGGGUGGUUCUAUCGGGACACGGCGUCGCGUAUAUAAAACCGUCGGAUCGUGGUACCGACCAGCAUCAGUCAGUCAACGGCAGCCAGCCCAACGUCAACCUUCAAAUCGAUAGUCCAUUCCAAUAGCAAUCCAAUUCAAAAAUGAACUUCAACAAAAUCCUGGUCCUCGCCGUGGUCCUAGCCGCCCUUCUGCUGGUCGGUCAAACGGAUGCUGGAUUUCUCAAGAAGCUCGGCAAAAAGAUCGAAGGAGCUGGCAAGCGCGUGUUUAACGCGGCCGAGAAGGCACUCCCGGUGGCGGUCGGUGUGAAGGCGCUCGGCAAAUGAUCAACGGACUCGUGUCGCUGGUCGAGCGACGGCGGGAUGUCAAGAUGGCGCAUCACUCCUGCCCCUUAUGCUUUACUCCUAAUGCACUGUUUCAGUGCACUAGAGCAGUGCGUGUGUGUGUGUGCAUAGCUCAAUCGAAUUGGGAUGUCAAAAUGUGUGUGUGUUUUGAAUAAAACCAAAAUCUCAAU
Anopheles darlingi is the source of this 771-nucleotide messenger RNA. Its product is annotated as cecropin-C type 1-like. Gene Ontology annotation, cellular component: extracellular region. The transcript has 2 exons. The coding region runs from base 401 to 583 and encodes 60 amino acids. The record is from RefSeq and is a predicted model, not a curated record. Lineage: Eukaryota; Metazoa; Arthropoda; Insecta; Diptera; Culicidae. Gene Ontology annotation, biological process: antibacterial humoral response; defense response to Gram-positive bacterium; defense response to Gram-negative bacterium.